Messenger RNA from Patiria miniata (bat star), 2568 nucleotides. Its product is annotated as monocarboxylate transporter 9-like. The transcript has 4 exons. The record is from RefSeq and is a predicted model, not a curated record. Gene Ontology annotation, biological process: monocarboxylic acid transport; transmembrane transport. The coding region runs from base 169 to 1695 and encodes 508 amino acids. Lineage: Eukaryota; Metazoa; Echinodermata; Asteroidea; Valvatida; Asterinidae. Gene Ontology annotation, molecular function: monocarboxylic acid transmembrane transporter activity.
AUAUUAUCAAUGCAUGCUAUUGAAUAUAGGGAGGCCUAUCAGUUGUAUUGUGCUCUGUGGGCCAUUUCACAAAGACAAAAAGUUCAUCAGUUACACUAUACACUGAAACUCUUCUGAAAUGCCAUAUCAAACUGCGUGUGUAUAACUUUCAACAUAUCUUGGAGAUUCAUGAUGGCGUCCCCCAAGAAACAUGUAUACCAGGAAGGAGGCUGGGGCUGGGUUGUUGUAUUUGCGGCCUGUGUAGCAGAGUUCAUCGUCAUUGGGAGCUUGAAGGCUUUCGGUGUUCUCAUCACGGCCAUGAAGGAUGACUUCGAUACGGGACUGUGGAUCAUCGGCUCCAUUAAUUCCCUACACCUGGGAGUGCAGUUCAUUCUGACACCCGUGGCCUCGGUUGUAGCUCGGAAAGUCGGAGGGCGCCCUGUCAUCUCCUUUGGCGGUUUUCUCUUUGGACUUGGCGUGGUUCUGUCGGCUUUAACGCAUCAUAUCGCCUUCUUAGCUGUAACUAUCAUAGCAAUUGCAGGUUCGGGCGCAGGAUGCAUUUUGGAGAUAGUGCGUGCAGAGUUUGCCCUGUACUUCCACGAGAAGUACGACUUGGCCAUCUUCGUGUCUCUCCUCGGGGCUCCAAUUGGCUUUUUGCUGUAUGGACCAGCCACACAGGUCCUUUUGGACACCUACGGCUGGCGAGGUGCAAUGGUUAUACUUGGUGGCUUUGGUAUCCAUCUUAUCUGCGCUGGUAUGUUGGUGAGAAGACCUACGGGAAUAUACAAAGCUAUCCCUAUUCAAGACUUAACAACUGAGGACCAAACCACUGAUCAAAACGAGUACCAGGCACGGAGAGAAACCGAGGACCAGACGUGGGAGCAAAGCGAAGAUCAGAUGUCGAAGCAUUGCGAGCACCAGAUUUCGAAGCAAGGUGAGGACCAGAUCUCGAAGCAAAGCCAGAACCAGAUCUCAGAGCACAGCGAGGACCAGCUCUCGAAGAAAAGCGAAGACCAGACCUCAGAGCAAAGCGAGGACCAGCUCUCGAAGCGAAGCACUCAAGGUCCUGAUCCUGUGAAGUGGCGUGAUUCUGUCGUCUCAGCCCUCGGUCUUGAGAUAUUCAUAAAUUUUGACUUUGUGCUGCUGGCAGCCAUCAGAAUGUUCUACAGCAUUUCAUUUGGCGGGAUAUUGGUGUAUAUGGUACCCAACGGUCUGUCUGUAGGGCUUACGAACGGUCAGGCGUCUUUCCUAAGUACGGCCUUUGGCCUUGGUAGCAUGGCAGGGCCUGCUUUAGCGUUUUUUGUGUUGAAAAGAAAGUUGGCAUCGUGUCAAGUGACUGCGAUCAUCGCAGCUGCUGUUAGUGCUGUGGGACUUGCAUUGGAUCCUUUCAUCCCUUCCUUCGCUGGGCAGAUGGUCAAUACGUUCUUCGUAGCAGCUGGUAUAGCCGCUGUUAUUCAGGUGGUAUGUGUGCUGACGAGAUAUCUGCCUUUCACAGUCGAUAAGUUCGUCAUCGUCUUGGGUUGGUUGGGCUUCCUGGGCGGCUUGGCCACUUCCGUGGGUGACACUCUGUCAGGCUUGCUUUAUGACGUCACAGAGAGCUUCUACGGGACCUUUUUCUUGUAUAGCGCCGCUAUGGUAGCCACUGGAUUACUUUUUCUGUUGGACCUUUGCCGCGCUCGUUACCGCGAGUGGUCAAAGGAAAGUCAUGCAUUAUAGCUCCUUAAGUUUACAGAAAUGGAAACAGGGAAAAUUGUUACAAUUUUCGAGCGUUCUUUGUUUUUGUGAACAUUAUUUUUAUUUGACUAGGGGCACGAAACAAAUCAGUCAGAGUGCCGUGCUUACAAAACACCUAUUAAACUUAAUGUGACGUCAUCGGCAAAUUGGCACAAAACUUGCCGGCCCUGCAAAAAGAAAUGCAUUGAGCGUUUUGUGAACAGUUCUGGACACUGCUCUGACAGGAUGGUUGUUACUUUGCCGAUGACGUCACAUAAGGACAAAUCUGUUUUCCCCCCAUUUUUUUUAUAUUUCAUUUGUAUUUUAAAGCUAAAGUAUAUCUUUAUUAGUUUUGGUAGUUCUUCUCUUAAUUAUUCUCUAUUUCUAAUAACGUAUACAUUUACAAAGGUAGGGCAAUGAUAACAAUUGCAAACAUCUGUUAUGUAUCGAAGAGGUUGUCAUAAAAAACGAAACUAACUUGAUUAAUAUUAACUGAUAAGAAAACAUGCAGAUGUACAUAAAACAUCACCGUAUUUACAGCCGUAAAUAUUUCGUAGUUAAUAUCAAUAUAAUUCGUCGUAGCGUGAGAUCUAAGCUCACGUGACCUCAUCCAUCGAACAAGUAUUGCACUAUAUUUACAUAAACAAAACACACACAUUUGUUGAGAAUAUUGUCGUGAGAUGUGUAGGCUGCUUUGUGUAUAAUAGUCUUUAAUUAAGUUUAACAUACCCAGUUUAGACGAAACUGUUUUUUAUUACGUAUUCAACGUGUGGGCCCCAACUUAAUGUUUCGGCAAUAAUAACUCCCAAACAUUUACUAGGCUUUGCUUUGAAAUAUACGAUUAUCAGCAAUGUACAUGUUCAAUUCUGUAUUGGA